This is a messenger RNA of Salvelinus namaycush (lake trout), 3726 nucleotides long. RefSeq names its product transcription factor COE1-A-like. Bases 541 to 2298 code for a protein of 585 amino acids. Gene Ontology annotation, biological process: regulation of transcription by RNA polymerase II. The transcript is spliced from 16 exons. The record is from RefSeq and is a predicted model, not a curated record. Gene Ontology annotation, molecular function: RNA polymerase II cis-regulatory region sequence-specific DNA binding; DNA-binding transcription factor activity, RNA polymerase II-specific. Lineage: Eukaryota; Metazoa; Chordata; Actinopteri; Salmoniformes; Salmonidae.
ACCACAGAUCAGUCCAGGAGCAGCGACCGGACAGGAGCAACGAACGGAUCUAUGGCCUAGCGUCUCCUCACGCGCUCCUUUCAUCUGAGAACUGAGAGAGAUUGCUGAAGACAAUAAAGCAACAGUAGACUAGAGGAAGAAAGAACUUGAUUUGGUUGAUGCUUGUUUCCCUUCUCUAAAAUGUUGGCUCUUUUUUGAAGUUACGUUUACUGAUUUCUGGGAGCACCCCCCCCCAUCGCGUUCACCUGAUGGUCCUGGAGGACUUUUCUUCUUCACAAGAGUUGUUGACGCACAGCCCACUAACCCCUGGAUGUUGACAGCACCCUUUCCAGACCCUCAUCUCGUUCAUAGUUCUCUCUCGCUCUCUCGUUUCUGAGUGAAAACUACAACAAUAAGUGAGAAACACCGCGCCACUUGCGCACCGAACAUCUCUCUUUCCGUCUGCGUGAUCAAAAGCCACGGGGAAGGAAGAAAAAGGAAGCGAGAGAGACAGGGAGCGAGAGGCACAUAGUGUGACGGGAGGAGGAAACGUAUGUUUUGAUGUUUGGGAUCCAGGAGAACAUCCAGAGGAGCGGGAGUGUUAUGAAAGAAGAGCCCUUGUUGACCGGGAUGAACGCCGUGCGGAGCUGGAUGCAGGGCGCCGGGCUGCUGGACGCCAACACAGCCGCCCAGAGCGGAGUGGCUCUAGCCCGGGCACAUUUCGAGAAACAACCGCCCUCCAACCUUCGCAAAUCCAACUUCUUCCACUUCGUGCUGGCUCUGUACGACAGACAAGGGCAGCCGGUGGAGAUAGAGAGAACCAGCUUCGUUGGAUUUGUUGAAAAGGAAAAGGAAACGUCAGGGGAAAAGACCAACAAUGGGAUACAGUACAGGCUACUGCUCCUAUACAGCAAUGGUAUCAGGACAGAGCAGGACUUUUACGUGCGCCUCAUCGAUUCCAUGACCAAACAGGCGAUCACCUAUGAGGGACAGGAUAAGAACCCUGAAAUGUGUCGGGUUUUAAUGACUCAUGAGAUCAUGUGCAGUCGGUGUUGUGAUAAGAAGAGUUGUGGCAACAGAAACGAGACACCCUCUGACCCCGUCAUCAUUGACAGGUUCUUCCUCAAGUUCUUCCUGAAGUGCAACCAGAACUGUCUGAAGAACGCAGGGAACCCACGAGACAUGAGACGCUUUCAGGUGGUCGUGUCUACCACGGUGAGUGUGGACGGUCAUGUCCUCUCUGUCUCUGACAACAUCUUUGUCCACAACAACUCUAAACACGGUCGCCGGGCCAGGAGACUAGACCCCUCAGAAGGAACACCCUCGUACCUGGAGCAUGCCACCCCCUGUAUCAAGGCGAUCAGCCCCAGUGAGGGCUGGACUACAGGCGGUGCCACAGUCAUUAUCAUAGGAGAAAACUUCUUUGAUGGACUCCAGGUCAUAUUUGGUACCAUGCUAGUCUGGAGUGAGCUGAUCACAGCCCACGCCAUCCGGGUGCAGACUCCCCCCAGACACAUCCCCGGGGUCGUAGAGGUCACGCUGUCAUACAAGUCGAAACAGUUCUGCAAGGGCACACCUGGAUGCUACAUAUACACAGCGUUGAAUGAGCCCACUAUAGAUUACGGCUUCCAGAGGUUACAGAAAGUCAUCCCCAGACAUCCAGGAGACCAGGAGAGACUACCCAAGGAAGUCAUUCUAAAGAGAGCGGCAGACUUGGUAGAAGCGCUCUACGGGAUGCCACACAAUAACCAGGAGAUGAUUCUGAAGCGGGCAGCUGACAUGGCAGAGGUGUUGUAUACGACGGUGCCACGCGGCCACAACCAGCUGUUAGGCAGCGGCUCCGUCCACGCCAGCAUGAUGGCCGUCAACUCCUUCCCCGGGUCAGAGGUCACACAGACAGCCAAUCAGGGUUACAGUAGGAGUAGCAGCAGUGCAUCUCCUCAUGGUUAUGUCCCCAGCACCACUCCACAGCAGACCAGCUACAGCUCUGUUUCCACUAGCAUGAACGGCUACACUGACUCUGGCAUGACCACGCUAGGAACCUCACCCAACUUCCUCAACGGGUCAGCCACCAACUCACCCUACGCUAUCGUUCCCUCCAGUCCCACCAUGGCCUCCACCACCAAUCUUCCCUCUAAUUGCAGUAGUUCUUCAGGCAUCUUCUCCUUCUCUCCGGCCAACAUGGUGUCUGCUGCGGUCAAACAGAAGAGCGCCUUCGCCCCCGUUAUACGGCCGCAGACCUCCCCUCCACUCACCUGCACCAGCACUAUUGCUAACGGACUGCAAGUGAUUCCCGGGAUGAUUGAUCCAUCCAUGUAGAUCUGUGAACGUUGAAAAUUUGGGAAUGUUGACAGGGAGAGAACAUGUCUGACGUGUCUCUGUGUCACACUCAAACCCUCUGGACCUGAACAGAACACUGAACUCAAAAUGGUUAAACUCAGGCCUUUCUAGAAGGAAUCUCAUUGGAAGGAAGAAGGAAGAAGAAAACGACAAACAUAACAUUUGUUGAUGUCAUUUCCUUCCUGGUGAACUUGUGAACCUUCUCAGACACACCUUGGAGUCGAAUAAUACAGUUAUUUAAAUUGAAUUGAAUCAAACUUAAUUUAAUCAAACUGAAUUUAAUGUAAUUUAAUUGAGGAAGGACUGUAAGAUGCCUCAUGACCGUGUCCACAUCACAAUUGAGUGACAAUAGUACAGACCUCAUGACAAAAGCAUUUAUUUGUAUGUGUAUUUAUUGGUAUAAUGUUUAAGUUAGAUCUAUUGUAUGCCUUCCUACAGACUGUAACACAUACAAACAACACUGAUGCUGAUUGGUUAUAAGGGUUUAUGUAAGUAGAUUGCUCUGACAUGACUGGAUAGGAGUUAACAUGGGUUGUAACUAAGCUGUCUUGUAUCAGUUUACAUUUAGUAACUGUAAACAAACACUGUAUAGCCUCAAAACACAGUUCAAAUUAUAAUGUCCAUAUCAUGGAUGGUCAUGCCUUGCAUCCAUAGCCAUGUCUAGGAAUUUGAGAGUGGUUACAUUUCUCCAUCUCUCAGCUUUUUACUGAAACGGUGGCGGGGACCAUACUUUGUUAUUGUUUCAACUGUGGAUUGUCCUUUUAAAGGAUUCAAACAGACUGAGCUGAAAUAACUUUUGACAAAGAUUUUUGCUGCUAACUUAUCACAGAAAUAGAAUCAGAGAUGUGCAAUUCCCUUUUAAUUUCAAUCAGAAAACACAUUUGAUGAAAUAUCAGAUUAGAAUUACAAUUUAUGUAAUAUAUUUGUGUCUAUAAAUAUAAAAAUGAUGGGUUUAUGAUUUGAUUUAUUUUACUUUGUUUUACCAAAGUUAUACUUCUAAAUAUAAUAUAAACAUGAAUAUGUCUUAAGGCAGCUCUCGACACAGAUGGUCAUUUCACUGUCAAGCUCUCAUCAUCUAUACUUUGCAAAAAUGAGAACCACGGAUUUGGAUACAAAACAGUGAUUUCUGUAUAAAGUUCUCAUUUAAAUAAUGUAUUUAUCUUUUGGAUGUGUACAUUUUGCAUUGCUUCUUGACCCUAAUUCUAGCUUGUUCUGUGUUAGUUUAUAAGUGUCAAAGUGUCACAGAGUUAUGUUUUGUCACCCACUGUGUAAAUGUGAUCUCACAUGUUGUAUUUUGUAUUUAGUUUGUUUGGGGCUGUAUUGUCUAGACAUUGUUAUUUCCCAUCCCAAAAUGUUAUCUAUUUUAUUUAUUUUUAUUUGUAGGUUAAUAAAAGUUUAGUUUUUCCU